Molecule: messenger RNA, 627 nt
Organism: Rotaria socialis
Lineage: Eukaryota; Metazoa; Rotifera; Eurotatoria; Philodinida; Philodinidae
Source: the annotation of a GenBank genome assembly
AUGGGCAACAGCCGUUCUCGUGUAACACCGUCGCGACCAUUGAAAAUAUUAGAUUCUCAAACGCGUGCCCGAUAUAAAAAUCGACAUGAAUUAACGCGACUAAAUGAUAAAAUUAGACAAAUAACCUCUGAAAAAAAUACAGCAGUGUCCCGGAUAACUUGUGAUCAACAUAUUACUAAAUUGCAAUUACAUCAAAUGCAACACGAAAAUGACCAAAGAAAAUUUUUCAAAAGACUUAACAGAUUUAAUCGCCGAAACAGUGCAGCGUCCAUUAGUGAGUCUGAAUGUAGUGAUGCAAGUGAUACAUCAUUAUCUGAUUCUCCAAGUCUUCUUGUUCACAAUAUAAACACAUCACUGGAAUGGGAAAAAAGUAUUUAUAUUCCCGGUAAACAAUUUGAUGGAAAAAAAACGACGAAAUCAUCAACUAUUUUGGAUACAAUUCAAUCACAAUAUUCAUCCAAAUUAGAUAGUCUUCAUGCAUUCGAUCAAACUGAAUCAUCACGAUUGUAUGAUCAACUAAGUUUAGAACAGCUGACUGAAGUCAUGAAAAAAUCAAUUAAAAUUUCAGUAGCACGCGCAGCACGCGAUUCAAAUGUUGCUGCUCGUCGUGCAGCAAAGAUUUACUAA